AUGGAGAAGCUAUCAACUCCGCCAGGUUUUGUAUCUCAGACGACGUUUGUGCUGAGGAAAGUACACCGAGACAGAGAAAGUUCCAGGUCGGUGCCGGGACAGGAAGAGACAACCGGAUUCGGUGCUGAUGAUGCAGAUGGUUUCAAGAAGUUUCUUGCAAACCGGCCCUGGAUAUUGCAUGACCACAAAACUCCCAGCUCGGAGGCCUUAAAGCCUAUGAAAUCUGAGGUGAGGGCAAAACGGUUACCCAACCUUGAGGAAGCUCCCGUAUUCAACCCAACCGAGGAGGAGUUCAGUGACACGCUCUCAUACAUUGCAAGCUUGCGUGACAGAGCUGAGCCUUAUGGAAUCUGUUGCGUUGUUCCACCUCCUUCAUGGAAACCUCCAUGUCUUCUCCAGGAGAAAAAGAUAUGGGAGGGUUCGUCAUUUGCCAGUCAACUUCAGCUCUUUGGUGGAAAUUAUACUGAGAACCCAAAGAUUAAAAAGGAGGCUGGUGUGGGUUUUGAUGAUGCUCAAUCUGAGAAGGUUAAGUUCUGCAGAAUUGAACGCGGUUAUAAGAAAACUUUGGAGACGUUUAAGAAGACCGCAGAUUCAGAGAAGGAGCGUCAUUUUAGCAUAAAGGAUAAAUUUUUGGGUUCCAAGAACUCAUCUCCAUCACCAAAACCAAAGGACCCAACCACAGCAGACAUAGAAAAAGAGUAUAGACAACUCGUCGAGAGUCCACGUUUUGAAUUUGGGGUGUUUUAUGGCAAUGAUAUAGACACCACAACGUUUGCCAGUGGAUUUCCUUUAUCUGGACCAUCUGAAUCUUCCAAGUACACAACAUCAGGCUGGAACCUGAACAACACGGCUAAGCUUCCUGGCUCUCUUCUGUCGCUUGAUGACUGCAAAUCACUUUGUGUUCCUCGCCUAAGUGUAGGAAUGUGCUUCUCUUCCCAGUUUUGGAAAUCUGAGAAGGAUAGACUCUACUCGCUCUGCUAUUUGCAUUUUGGUGCUCCAAGAGUGUGGUAUACUGUAGCGGCAUGUCAUCGAUCCGAGUUUAAGAAUACCUUGAAGAGCUUAAUCCCUGAGAUGUCAGCAGAACAGCGUAAUGAUCGUGUGAUUGUAGUGUCUCCAUAUGCGUUGAGCAUGGAGGGCAUACCAGUGACCAGGUGUGUCCAGAGCCCUGGCCAGUAUGUUAUUAUAUCUCCGGGGUCGUAUUACUUUACACUCGACUGUGGCUUUAACUGUUUGGAGAAAGUAAAUUUCGCUCCCCUUGAUUGGUUGCCACAUGGAGAGGUUGCUGCUCUGCAGAAUCAAGAGAAGAGUCGAAAAUCUCUAAUAUCGUAUGACAAGCUUUUAUUUAGUGCUGCAAGGGAGGCUGUGAAAUGUCUAAAGGAAUAUUCUCUGUCCAAGAAAUACACAUCAUGGUCUGAUUCUUGCGGUAAAGAUGGGAUGUUCUCCGACAUUUUCAAGUCACGGGUGGAGCAAGAGAAAAGCAGACGCAAAUUCCUUUGCAGCUCGCUAAAAUCGGAGAGGAUUGACGAGAGUUACGAUGCUGUGAGCAAGAGGGAAUGCUGUGUGUGUUUCGGCGAUUUGCAUCUUUCGGCUGUUCGAUGUUCGUGUUCUGAUGAACGUUACUCAUGCCUGACAGACAUGAGGAAGCUCUGUGGAUGUCCGUGGGACAAGAAGAGUUUUGUUUAUAGGUACACUGUGGAAGAGCUGGAUAUUCUUGUGGAGGCCUUGGAAGGCAAACUCAGCUCUAUGUUCAGAUGGGGAAACAUUGAUCGCAACUACUUGGCAACUCCGGCCAUCGCAAGAAGCUCACAACCGGAAGACAAAGGCAAGGAGGAGACGGAUAGUGUUAUGCCUUGGAAGAAGAACAGCCCGGUGAAAGAUGUUGAAAGUGGAAGUGAGGAGCAGACGAAGCCAAGAAAGGCGAGAUCGAUCAUGGACAUACUGAAUGAUAAAGAGAGAAACGAUGGUGAAAAGGGACCUAUGAAACCUUGUUCUAAGAAACCGAAGCAUGGAUGA
Molecule: messenger RNA, 2013 nt
Organism: Microthlaspi erraticum
Lineage: Eukaryota; Viridiplantae; Streptophyta; Magnoliopsida; Brassicales; Brassicaceae
Source: the annotation of a GenBank genome assembly